Alexandromys fortis (reed vole) is the source of this 10449-nucleotide messenger RNA. RefSeq names its product retinoic acid induced 1 (gene Rai1). The record is from RefSeq and is a predicted model, not a curated record. Lineage: Eukaryota; Metazoa; Chordata; Mammalia; Rodentia; Cricetidae. Gene Ontology annotation, cellular component: nucleus. Gene Ontology annotation, biological process: regulation of transcription by RNA polymerase II; circadian regulation of gene expression. Bases 3608 to 9292 code for a protein of 1894 amino acids. The transcript is spliced from 6 exons.
GUGCAGGAUACAGGAAGUUGUAACCUCUAGGCAGCCUGUCUCCAUCCAGUCUUGCUGAGGUGGAGGCAGGUGGCCUGUGGCCUGAAGGAUGCAGCUUUACUCAUAGAAUCAGUUCUGCUUUCCUUCUCAUUUUACUCCCCUUGUUGUUGUUCCCUUGGGUGGACACUUACUUAGGGGGACUCCCGUGCUGUCUGCUGCAGGUAACUGACGACUUUGCACAAUGGCCACAUGGAGUUUUUAUUUGGAUCCAUAUUGCCAGAAGGUACUUCAUCGAGGUAGAACUAGUUAACCUCUCCACCCCAUCUAGACCAGGGCUCCCCUUUUCCAUGUGUCACCAGCCAGGCAGAGGCAGCACCAGGCCUGUAUCUCCUCCAUGCUGAGAAAACCAAGUGAGUGGUGUCCUGAUGAGCACCCACAGAGCUGGGCCUAUAUGAAGGGAAGGGCAGGCCUGACUGGAAGGAGCCCAAAUCCAGCACCACCACCCCCACUCCACAAUGGGUAUAGUCUUAUAACCUUGCCAGUUGGGUGCCUAGGACAUUUUACAUCUCAAGCGCGUGAAACAUGGAGUGGUUAAGUAAAGUGCCCAAGGUUACCCAGAUAUGUAUGCAGGGGCUGAGAUUUGAACCCUCAGCUGCUCACUGUCAGGGCUCCAUCAUGGAGGAUAUGGAGAGAUUGCAUCUCUUACUCAACUCCAAGUCCCAUGAGCUUUCCAAGUACCCUGGCUGCAUUAACCUUUGGAGCAUCUCGGGAAAGGCUCCAAUCUGCCAUUCUCUACCAAUUAUGAAGAGUUCUCCCACAAGUUUCCAAAGUGAGGCAGCUGUGGGUCAAGCCAAGUUAGCUGUAUGCAGCUGGAAAAGGGCCCGCCCCAAAGUUAUGGUCUGAAACUCAGAGAGUUCUAGAAAAGAUGGAUGCAGUCAGAGGCAAGAUCCAAGUGGGCCUGGGCCUGGGUACAGAACCAGCAACAGUGUACAACAGCAAACAGUUGGGUACUGGACUUAGCUGCACAGGCUUUGUGUUUUCUCACUUCCCAUCUUAUAGUUGUGUGGAGAGGUAAUCAGCCAGCUUCCCAUUUGGGCUCAGGAAGGUCCCAGUAAGUUUUCCCAGGUUGCCCCUGGAACAGAGGCUGCCAGCUUACUCUCACUGAGGCUGGUUCUGUCAGGACAGCCACCAGCAUGGCACAACUGGAAGUUCUCCUUUUGCUGUGGUGAGAGCAGCUGCAAGCCCAGCACUUCCCCAGCUUGAAAAGUCGUUAGAUCAGAAUCAGCAGUAGUCUAAUCUGUUGGGACAGCGUGGCACUGCACAGGAACAUCCAGCCAUUGGCGAAUUUGGAACUUAUUAUGACAGCCAUUUGGAGGCAGUAUAUUUGGAGGAGGAUGCUCUGGGUGAGAUUCAGUCUUCAGGUAAAUAAGAGAUCUGUAGAUUCAGUCUCAUGCCAAGAAGCCCUGACAGUGGGUUGGCCAUUGUGACACUUCUCUCCUGUCCCUGUCCUUCUCCUCUCUCCCCCUGCAGACCAGUGUCCUGAAAUUCUAUGCCUGUUUAUUUGUUUUUACCCCGAGGAACCACGUUUCAUCCCCCAGCCCAGCUUAGAGCCCUGCCUUCAGAGCCCCCAAAGAGUAGAGUCUAGGACAACCUUUUCUAUUCUUUGGUGCCAGUUCCACUUAUGGACGUGAGAAUUGACAUUACACCUUGGGAAGGAUAGUUGAGGGUGGAAGUAAGACCUCUGGAGGCACCAGGAGGUCUCUCCAAACAGCAUCAGCCUCUGGUGGGGAGCAGGGGUAAAUAGUGAGAUGGGAAGAACUUUCUAGACCCAGGGAAGGCAGAGCCCAAUGAGUACCAUCCCCCAGUACCUUGUUUCUGCCUAAGCACCAGUCCUCUUCUCCCUCCUAACCCUGCCUGGCUUCCAGGGCCCUCCCAGCUUAAAGCCACCCUAGGGUAUCAACCUCUCUGGCCUGCUAGGCCUCUUAUGUGCUUGCUGCUGCUGUGGGGCUGCACUGUGGAGGAUGAACCCAGCCAAAACCCCAGCCUCUUACAGCCAUUUUUUUUUUUUCAUCUAGUCAAGACAAGCCUAAAGAGAACAGUCUCCAGUGCCCAGAUAGACUAUGUUCUUUUCUGUUGCUAAACCAGUGGUUCUCAACCUUCCUAAUGCUGCGACCCUUUAAUACAGUUCAUGUUGUGGUGACCCCCACAACCAUAAGUUACUUUUGUUAUUAUUUCAUAGCUGUAAUUUUGCUACUAUUAUGAAUCGUAAUGUAAAUUUCUGUGUUUUCCAAUGGUCUUAGGUGACUCAGUGAAAGGAACACAACCCACAUGUUGAGAACUGCUAUGCUAAACCCCUGGUUUCUGUGCCUGGGAUGGCCACCACUUCCUUCACUUUCCCUGCUCGCUGCCACCCCUAACUGCCUUCUCCUUAAAGAGGGAGGGCUCCUGAGACUCCAGGAUUGGGCUAAGAACAGUCUGGAAAGCGCCAGGAUACUUGGGGGACUCUGUCAAAUGCUGGUCCUGGCUCGGCUGCCCAUCUGAUGCUCAGCUCUUCUAAAGAGGGCACAAUGAGGUUUAGGUGGGUGGCCUUUGGGAGAGAAGGGCAACCACAACCGACGCGAACUUCCUGCGACCUCAUUCUGAGGGAGGAAAGGUCUGAAGGAGAGCCAGCUAGGGUUCUCCCUAGGGCAAGCCUAGGCAGACCAACAAGAGGAGUAAAGCAAUCGCUGGAGCUUCCUGUGUGUGCUCCUGGCAUUUCCCCAGACCCUGGCUCGGGAAGGGUCUUCCUUUGAAGUUUCCGGCAAGACCAGCCCACUGCUGUCCAAAUGGCUUGUCUAGUGGCGUAGGGAAGGGGACUGGAGGUGGGGGUGGCUGCGCCCCGCUUGGCGCCGCUGCUGCCUGAGGGUCCGUGCUUUGGGAGCUCCAGCUUUUGCGAACUAGAGGAUGCUGAGACCAGGCCGAGAACCCCAGGGGGACUCGGUGCUCCGGCCGGCUGUUUCAGGCUGGCGGGGAGCUGGAACCGCCUCGCACCGCCACUCCGCGCUGGGUGGGAGGGAGCGAGGGAGGCGAGGGGACGAGCGCCGGCUCCCCGCCCCCAUCCCACCCGGUUCCGAUAUUUAGCUGAAAGGCACGCGGCUCCUAAUCGGCCCUUUCCAGGCUGAGAGGUAGCGGCGCUCUGCCCGCUCAAGGGCGGGGGCCGGGCCGGGGGAGGCGCGGAGUCCGGAGCCUGCGAGCGAGAGAGGCAUCUGGGGCACACAGCUGCUGAGCCUGGUGGACAAGUCACUGACCCUCUCUGGGCUUCCAUUGAUCUCUACAAGUUUGGGAUUGGAAUGUUGAGGAAGAAUGUGCCCUGUUCCUGGGGGCUGGUUGCUUUCCAAUGUCGAUACUGUCUUCCGAGAAGGUUAAAGACAGCACUGUCUGUCAUGAGCCAGAGACCCCUCUGCUGCUGCUGCUGCUGCUGCUGCUGCUGCUGCUGCUGCUGCUGGGAGAGCAGACCUAGAAUUCCUAUGGUCACAUAAGAAGAGCUGCCAUGGAAGCACCAGGGACCAGUAACCCGGAAAUAGGGUACAUUGAUCACUGGCUAUAAGCAACUGAACUCAGAACUGGAUCGAGAUAACCGGCCCGAGUCAUGCAGUCUUUUCGAGAAAGGUGUGGUUUCCAUGGCAAACAGCAAAACUAUCCACAAACCUCACAGGAGACAGCGCGCCUGGAGAACUACAGGCAGCCAGGUCAGGCUGGGCUCAGCUGUGAUCGUCAGCGGCUGCUGGCCAAGGACUAUUAUAGCCCACAGCCCUAUACAGGCUAUGAGGGUGGCGCUGGCACACCUUCUGGCACCGUGGCCACGGCAGCUGCAGACAAGUACCACCGAGGCAGCAAGUCCCUGCAGGGGAGGCCGGCUUUCCCCAGCUAUGUUCAAGACAGCAGCCCCUACCCAGGGCGUUACUCUGGCGAGGAGGGUCUUCAGACCUGGGGGGGCCCACAGCCACCACCUCCCCAGCCUCAGCCCCUGCCAGGGGCAGUGAGCAAAUAUGAGGAGAACUUGAUGAAGAAGACGGUGGUGCCCCCAAACAGGCAGUACCCUGAGCAGGGCCCCCAACUUCCCUUCCGGACUCACAGCCUGCAUGCCCCACCACCACAGCCUCAGCAGCCCCUGGCUUACCCCAAACUCCAAAGGCAGAAACCACAGAAUGACCUUGCUUCCGCUCUGCCUUUCCCCCAGAGCAGCCACUUUCCCCAGCAUUCUCAGUCCUUCCCCACCUCCUCCAGCUACGCCCCGGCAGUGCAGGGUGGCGGCCAGGGGGCCCACUCCUACAAAAGUUGCACAGCGCCAUCUGCCCAGCCUCAUGACAGGCAGAUGAGUGCCAACGCAAGCCUGGCCCCAGGGCAACGGGUCCAGAAUCUUCACGCUUACCAAUCGGGCCGCCUUGGCUAUGAGCAGCAGCAGCAAGCACUCCAGGGCCGGCACCACACCCAGGAAACUCUGCACUACCAGAACCUCACCAAGUACCAACACUAUGGUCAGCAAGGCCAGGGCUACUGUCCGCCGGACACAGCUGUCAGGACUCCGGAGCAGUAUUACCAGACCUUCAGCCCCAGCUCCAGCCACUCCCCUGCACGGUCUGUGGGUCGCUCCCCUUCCUAUAGCUCCACCCCGUCACCACUGAUGCCCAACCUGGAGAACUUCCCCUACAGCCAGCAGCCGCUUAGUACUGGGGCCUUCCCCACAGGCAUCACAGACCACAGCCACUUUAUGCCCCUGCUCAACCCAUCCCCCACAGAUGCUGCCAGUUCUGUGGACCCCCAGGUCAGCAACUGCAAGCCCCUGCAAAAGGAGAAGCUCCCUGACAACUUGCUGUCGGACCUCAGCCUGCAGAGCCUCACGGCACUCACCUCGCAGGUGGAGAACAUCUCCAAUACCGUGCAGCAGCUCCUGCUGUCCAAAGCGGCCAUGCCACAGAAGAAAGGGCUCAAGAGCCUCGUGGCCAGGACUCCAGAGCAGCACAAGAGCCAGCACUGUAGCCCUGAGGGCAGUGGCUACUCAGCUGAACCAGCAGGCACACCACUGUCUGAACCACCAAGCAGCACACCACAGUCCACGCAUGCUGAGCCACAGGACGCCGACUACUUGAGUGGCUCCGAGGACCCUCUGGAGCGCAGCUUCCUCUAUUGCAGCCAGGCCCGCGGCAGUCCCGCCAGGGUCAACAACAACUCCAAGGCCAAGCCCGAGUCCGUGUCUACCUGUUCUGUGACCUCACCUGACGACAUGUCCACCAAGUCUGAUGACUCUUUCCAGAGCCUGCACAGCACUCUACCACUGGACAGCUUCUCCAAAUUCGUGGCAGGUGAGCGGGACUGCCCACGGCUGCUGCUCAGUGCCCUGGCCCAGGAAGAUCUGGCCUCUGAGAUCCUGGGGCUUCAGGAAGCCAUCGUUGAGAAGGCUGACAAGGCCUGGGCUGAGGCUUCCAGCCUGCCCAAGGACAACGGCAAGCCGCCCUUCCCACUGGAGAACCACAGCACCUGCCUGGACGCUGUGGCCAAGACGCCAUGGUCACAGCCCGGGGAACCAGAAGCCUUGCCUGAACCCUUGCAGCUGGACAAGGGUGGUAGCACCAAGGACUUCAGCCCAGGGCUCUUUGAAGACCCUUCUGUGGCCUUUGCCACCACUGACCCGAAGAAGACAACCAGUCCCCUGUCCUUUGGCACCAAGCCUUUGCUCGGAGCUGCCACUCCAGACCCCACCGCGGCGGCCUUCGACUGCUUUCCAGACACAACAGCUGCCAGUUCGGUGGACAGUGCCAACCCUUUCGCCUGGCCAGAGGAGAACUUGGGUGAUGCUUGUCCUCGUUGGGGCCUCCACCCUGGUGAGCUCACCAAGGGCUUGGAGCAGGGUACAAAAGGCUCAGACAAUGUGGGCAAAGCAGAUACACACGAGACCUCUGCCUGCUUGGGCUUCCAGGAAGAGCAUGCCAUUGGGAAGCCAGCAGCUUCACUGGCUGGGGACUUCAAGCAGCAGGAGGCAGACGGGGUGAAGGAGGAAGUGGGUGGGUUGCUGCAGUGCCCUGAGGUGGGCAAAGCUGACCAGUGGCUGGAGGACAGCCGGCAUUGCUGUUCCUCCACUGACUUCGGGGACCUGCCAUUGUUGCCACCCCCUGGCAGGAAGGAGGACCUGGAGGCUGAAGAGGAGUAUUCCUCCCUGUGUGAACUGUUGGGUAGCCCUGAGCAGAGGCCCAGCCUACAGGACCCAUUGUCCCCCAAGGCCCCACUGAUUUGCACCAAGGAGGAAGCAGAGGAAGUGCUGGACCCCAAGGCUGGCUGGGCCUCCCCAUGUCACCUCUCUGGUGAGCCUGCUGUCCUCCUGGGCCCCUCUGUGGGUGCUGAAUCAAAGGUCCAGAGCUGGUUUGAGUCUUCACUGUCACAUAUGAAGCCGGGAGAAGAUGGGCCAGAGAUGGAGAGAGCCCCAGGUAGUUCUGCCGCUUCAGAAGGCUCCCUGGCCCCAAAGCCUAACAAGCCUGCUGUGCCUGAGGUGCCCAUUGCUAAGAAAGAGCCUGUGCCGCGGGGUAAAAGUUUACGGAGCCGCCGGGUGCACCGGGGGCUGCCUGAGGCUGAAGACUCUCCCUGCAGGGUACCAGCACUUCCCAAAGACCUCUUGCUCCCAGAGUCCUGCACAGGACCCCCCCAGGGACAGGCAGAAGGGGCUGGAGCCCCAGGCCGGGGGCUGUCAGAAGGGCUCCCCAGAAUGUGUACUCGCUCUCUUACAGCUCUGAGUGAGCCCCAAACUCCUGGACCUCCAGGCCUGACCACUACCCCCACGCCUCCUGACAAACUGGGAGGCAAACAGCGAGCAGCCUUCAAGUCUGGCAAGCGGGUAGGAAAACCAUCACCCAAGGCUGCAUCCAGCCCCAGCAAUCCUGCUGCCCUGCCUGUUGCCUCGGACAGCAGCCCCAUGGGCUCCAAGACCAAGGAGCCAGAUUCUCCCAGCAUCCCUGGCAAGGACCAGCGCUCCAUGGUCCUCCGGUCUCGCACCAAACCCCAACAGGUCUUCCAUGCCAAACGGCGGCGGCCCUCAGAGAGCCGGAUCCCAGACUGUCGUGCCACCAAGAAGCUCCCUGCCAACAACCACUUACCCACUGCAUUCAAGGUCUCCAGUGGGCCCCAGAAGGAAGGCCGGGUGAGCCAGCGGGUCAAAGUCCCCAAGCCUGGUGGACCAGGGAGCAAGCUUUCAGAUCGGCCUCUCCACACGCUCAAAAGGAAGUCAGCCUUCAUGGCUCCUGUCCCCACCAAAAAACGAAGCCUCAUCCUUCGAAGCAGCAAUGGAGGUGGGGUAGAUGGGCGGGAGGAGAGGGCCGAGGGCUCUCCUGGCCUCUUGAGGAGGAUGGCCUCACCCCAGAGAGCCAGGCCCAGAGGCAGUGGUGAGCCACCCCCGCCCCCACCACUGGAGCCACCUGCUGCAUGCAUGGAGCUGGCUACACCAUCAUCCCUGCCCAGUGCCGUGAGGACCAAGGUGCUGCCACCCCGAAAGGGCCGUGGCCUCAAGCUGGAGGCCAUAGUACAGAAGAUCACCUCACCUGGUCUCAAGAAACUUGCAUGCAGAGUGGCAGGGGCUCCUCCUGGGACUCCCCGGAGCCCAGCCUUACCUGAGAAACGUUCGGGGGGCAGUCCAGCUGGGGCAGAAGAGGGUCUAGGAGGGAUGGGCCCUGGACAGAUGCUGCCAGCAGCUUCAGGGGCCGAGCCAUCGUGUAGAAACCCAGCCAGCAGGUCCCUAAAAGGCAAACUCCUGAGUAGUAAGAAACUGUCUGCUGCUGCUGACUGUCCCAAAGCUGAGGCCUUCAUGUCCCCAGAGACCUUGCCGUCCCUAGGCACUGCCCGGGCACCAAAGAAAAGGAGCCGGAAAGGCAGGGCCGGGGCCUUGGGACCCUCUAAAGGGCCGUUGGAGAAGAGGCCCUGUCCUGGCCAAACUCUGACCCUUGCUACCCAUGACAGGGCCAGCAGCGCUCAGGGUGGAGGUGAGGACAGUUCCAGUGGAGGAGGCAAGAAGCCAAAGACAGAGGAGCUGGGACCGACCUCCCAGCCCCCUGAAGGCCGGCCCUGCCAGACCCAGACAAGGGCACAGAAGCAGCCAGGCCAAGCCAGCUAUAGCAGCUAUUCAAAGCGGAAGCGCCUCAGCCGAGGCCGCGCUAAGACCACCCACGCUUCACCCUGUAAGGGGCGUGCCACUCGGAGACGGCAGCAACAGGUACUGCCCCUGGAUCCUGCGGAGCCUGAAAUCCGACUCAAAUACAUUUCUUCUUGCAAGCGGCUGAGAGCGGACAGCCGCACCCCAGCCUUCUCACCCUUUGUGCGGGUGGAGAAGCGAGAUGCUUACACCACCAUAUGCACUGUGGUCAACUCCCCGGGGGAUGAGCCCAAGCCUCACUGGAAGCCCUCCUCCUCUGCUGCCUCCUCCUCCUCCGCCUCUUCCUCCUCCUCCUCAGAAACAGCUGGGGCCUCUCUGACCACAUUCCCAGGAGGCUCUGUGCUGCAGCCGAGGCCCUCCCUGCCCCUCUCCUCCACCAUGCAUCUGGGGCCUGUUGUGUCCAAGGCCCUAAGUACCUCUUGCCUUGUCUGCUGCCUCUGCCAAAACCCGGCCAACUUCAAGGACCUUGGGGACCUCUGUGGCCCUUACUACCCUGAACACUGCCUCCCAAAAAAGAAACCAAAACUCAAGGAGAAGGUGCGGCUGGAGGGCACCGUUGAGGAGGCCUCUCUGCCUCCCGAGAGAACAGUCAAAGGCCUGGACUGUGCAGCCGGCGCUGCUGCCACGGCUACUGCUCCCACCACCACCGUCACCACCACCACAACCCUGGGGAGGCUGCCCAGGCCUGAUGGCCCCCCUGACCCUGCCAAGCAGGGCUCCCUGCGCACCAGUACCCGGGGCCUGUCGCGGCGGCUGCAGAGUUGCUAUUGCUGUGACGGUCAGGGGGACGGGGGUGAGGAGGUGGCCCCAGCUGACAAGAGCCGCAAACAUGAGUGCAGCAAAGAGGCCCCCGCAGAACUCGGUGGGGACACCCAGGAACACUGGGUACAUGAGGCCUGUGCUGUGUGGACCAGCGGGGUGUACCUGGUGGCCGGGAAGCUCUUUGGGCUACAGGAGGCCAUGAAGGUAGCUGUGGACAUGCCAUGUUCCAGCUGCCAUGAAGCCGGGGCGACCAUCUCAUGCUCCUAUAAAGGAUGUAUCCACACCUACCACUACCCUUGUGCCAAUGACACAGGUUGCACAUUCAUUGAGGAGAAUUUUACUUUGAAGUGCCCCAAACAUAAGAGGCUGCCGUUGUAAUCCCCACGUGGCCGAGCCUCAGAGGAAGAGGAGCUGCGCCCACAGCCGGUCCUUGAUCCCACCCCGGGUCUUGGUUCCGGCUGCUUCGGGCGCUGGCGUGAGGCCCGGGUUGCGAAGAAAUCCUGUUCCAGGCCAGACUUGGCGAGGACAGGCCACUGGGCAGCCAGACCCGGGGCGCGCGGCUUCGGGCGGGGUGCAAGUCCCCUACAAGUUCUGAAAACGACGUGGCAUGCAAGCUGUGCCCCUGGGAAGAGGCCUAGGGUGCUGCUGGCUCGGUGGACAACAUGGGGCAGGACCCAAGUCUUUCUGUAGAGGUCCAGCCAACGGGGGAAUGCGACCCUGGCAUCCAAGGCUUUGCCCAGAGUCGUGACAGACCUGGGCUCAGGCCAUGCGGUCCCUGAUAUGAGCUGGCCUGGGGUGGUGCCCUAUGGCUUCUGUUUGUCCCCUUUCCAGUCUUCCACCCCAUUGCUGGAGCCCGGUCUGGAAGCUUGAGGAACUGGGCCUGGCUACCCUCUAGGCAGAUGUGCAGCCAUCCCUAAGCACCGCCAUGGGUUCCAGGAACAGCCGCUCGCUCGGCUUGUGGGCAGGGACAGUGCUAGACUUCGUGUACAAACCUGUGUACCCCUCUAUAUAUAUGUUAUAUAGAAUGUAUAUAUGUUGGGAACAUGCUCGCUUCUGUGUGUCGCUGCUGUGCGUCGUGUGCUCCACAGCACAGAGCCCUAACCUGGCCUUGGCCGGAGUAGGGGCUACAGUGAUGCCCCUUCCUUGUGCAACCACCAUCACCGCCGCCACCACCACGGCCAGUCCCCACCUGUCCGUUUGUGUUCUCAGCUCUGUCCACGCUUCAAUAGGCCUGAUGCAGCCCCCCCUUCCCUGCAACUUCCUGUACAUAUGACUGUAAAAUGGUAAACGUGUGUAUUAUAUCUGGCCUCGUUAUAUAGUGUAUAUAUAUGUAUACAUAUACAUAUAUAUAAUAUAUAUGAAGACUGUAAAUGUUAAGACAACUAGUGUUCUUAUUAGUAUAUUGCUUCACACUGAAGAUUGUGUGUAUCGAGCUGUUUCUAAAAGAUGUUUAUUUUCCUUAAGAGUAAAAAAAAACCAGUCAUUGCAUUCAGAUAAAAAAAAAAGUCAAUAAAGAUACCACGAUUGUUUUGGAA